Medicago truncatula (barrel medic) is the source of this 686-nucleotide messenger RNA. Its product is annotated as 60S ribosomal protein L35. The transcript has 4 exons. Gene Ontology annotation, molecular function: structural constituent of ribosome; mRNA binding. The coding region runs from base 134 to 505 and encodes 123 amino acids. Gene Ontology annotation, biological process: translation; maturation of LSU-rRNA from tricistronic rRNA transcript (SSU-rRNA, 5.8S rRNA, LSU-rRNA). Lineage: Eukaryota; Viridiplantae; Streptophyta; Magnoliopsida; Fabales; Fabaceae. Gene Ontology annotation, cellular component: ribosome; cytosolic large ribosomal subunit. The record is from RefSeq and is a predicted model, not a curated record.
CCCAUUUCAUUUCCCAAAGUAGGCCCAGACCCAUAUAACUCUGCUUUUCUCUCAGUUUAGGGUUUUGUGUAGAAACCAUAACAAAGCUUCCACAUUCUACCAAGUUUUCUCGCGGCGAUUCAAGACCUUCGAAAUGGCUGGAGUCAAGGUAUAUGAGCUGAGACAAAAAACAAAACAAGAUCUUCUGAAUCAAUUGAAGGAUCUGAAAGCCGAACUUGCUCUCCUUCGCGUCGCGAAGGUCACCGGAGGUGCCCCAAAUAAGCUCUCCAAGAUCAAAGUUGUUCGGCUCAACAUCGCACAGGUCUUGACUGUGAUUUCACAGAAGCAAAAGACAGCAUUAAGGGAAGCUUAUAAGUCCAAGAAGUACUUGCCGUUGGAUCUCCGUCCCAAGAAGACAAGAGCUAUUAGAAGACGCCUCACUAAGCAUCAGAGCUCCUUGAAGACAGAGCGUGAGAAGAAGAAGGAAAUCUACUUCCCAGUGAGAAAGUAUGCCAUUAAGGCGUAAUGUUGGACCCUUUCUUUUGCAUGAAUUUCGAUUUGUUGUUGGAUAUUGUUCUAGAUAUUUGGUGUUGUGUUCUACUUUUGUUUCCUUUUGAGUUUAACUUAUCUUCAUGAAAUGGAAUUAUAAGUACACUUGUUCUGUGUUUUUUUCUUCUCAUUCCAGUUUCAGAUUAUCUAAUGCUUAA